AAAAAUAUAAAUCCUCGUAUUAAUAGUUUAUAUAUCUAGUAGCUCCAUGCACAGCGGCAGCAGAGCGUCGCCGAGAUUCGCGGUCGCGACCGCCAGCGACGCUCGUGAUAAGCAAUACAAGUUAACGAAGUUGUUGGUGAAUGUAACUAUUCAGAAUAGUUUGGGCCCGGUGAAUUUGGUGAUGUCGCCGGAGAAUACCGUCGGAGAAUUGAUAAGGGCGGCGAUUGAGAUUUACGUGAAGGAGAAACGGCGGCCGUUGUUGAAUCGUAGUGAUCCGCUUUGUUAUGAACUUCAUUAUUCUCAAUUUAGUAUGGAGAGUUUGAGGAAAGAGGAGAAAUUGGUGAAUUUGGGAUGUCGAAGUUUCUUUGUUUGUCCAAAACCAAGCACUUAACAUCAAGUUAUUUCACUUCCAUUUACAAAGCUCAUGGAUUUCGUUCUAUAGCUUUUUAUCCACAUUUUAAACUAGUUAUUUUUGGUUUUGGUGUUUUUUUUUUUUUUUUUUCAUUUGAAUGUACGUACGUGUGACGUGUCACCUUUUCAAUUAUUUGUCGAAAUUAAUGUAUGUGCUAAAAUAAUGAAUAUAUUGGCU
Molecule: messenger RNA, 589 nt
Organism: Solanum verrucosum
Lineage: Eukaryota; Viridiplantae; Streptophyta; Magnoliopsida; Solanales; Solanaceae
Exons: 2
Coding region: 47-391 (114 amino acids)
Source: RefSeq, a predicted model, not a curated record